Molecule: messenger RNA, 1598 nt
Organism: Neoarius graeffei (lesser salmon catfish)
Lineage: Eukaryota; Metazoa; Chordata; Actinopteri; Siluriformes; Ariidae
Product: protein SIX6OS1
Exons: 14
Coding region: 1-1356 (451 amino acids)
Biological process (GO): oogenesis; meiotic DNA double-strand break processing involved in reciprocal meiotic recombination; spermatogenesis
Cellular component (GO): central element
Source: RefSeq, a predicted model, not a curated record
AUGGAUGAUCAGGCUGGUUUGGUAAAGUUGGACAGCCUUUUGCUGCAGUUAGCUUUAGAGACUCGAGAAUUAACCCAGAAGAAGGAUGACCUGACGCAGCAAAUUCAAAUUUGUAAAGUGGGCAUCCAAGAAAAGAAGAAAUGCAUCGAUGAAACUCGUAAGAUCAUAAAGAAACUCGAGGAGGACAUUCAACAGAAACAAAACACCGUCAAAUGCUGCAAAGAAAAUGUGAAAAAUCUUCGUGGAACAAGUGAUCUUCUGCUUCAGUACGAGAGGACACUGGCAGCUGAGCUUGAAAGGAGGCAGGAAAGCUAUAAUCAAGACAUGAAGAUCUUUCAGGAAAGAAUGGAAAAAUACUGGAAAGUAUUCCAGCAGCAUAAAGAGGAGUAUUUGCAGAAUCCUUUAGCUGCAAAACUCCUAAAAAUUCAGACUGAAAAUGAAGAAAUUGAGAGAAGAAUCCGAGCCAAAGAGGAGGAGAUAAUAGCAAAAGAGAAAGAGUUGAAAGCUCUGCAAGAGGACCAUGAUAAGUGUGACAGUGUUCAGAAACCUGUUGAAUCAAACGAACAAGUACCGCCAUCUGAGAGCGACGCUCAGUUUGAAGUUGAUCGGACAUCUCGUCAAGAUCCUCAACCACAGGCUGCCAACGCAGAGCAAGAGGAUGUUCAAAUCGAAAUGGAUGAGAAUGCUUUGGAGAAUAAUCAAGACCAAGCAGAUGGCGGUGAUGAGUCAAAUUCAGCUGAAGUGGGUGUAAUUGGUAGCACCAUAUGGACAAAUUCAGAAAUAAGAGGUGAAGAAAGUCAAGAAGCAGACCAUAAUGAACAAGAACACACAGCGGAAGUGGAUGUGAAUAUGAACACCUCCCGUGGGUCUGACUCACUGGAAGAUGUGAUGGAGGCUGAAGAGCAGCAGGAAGCUACUGUGGAGGAGGGCGGUAACGAGGGCGGUAACGAGGGAGCACAAUGUCUCCCAUCAUCCCCUGUCCAAAUGAGAACGCUGGAUCUGCCAACAUUCUGUCUAACCAGCCCCAGUACAUCUCAGGGUCACCAGGAGGGCAGAGAAACACCAGCGUUCGUUUUCUCCAUGAACUCUGGACCAAACACUCCGACGUUCUCAGGCUUCGACUGCAACUUUGAAGCGGGGUCGAGCCAACAUGAGGAGUCACCUUUUACAUUCUCCAGCUCUUAUUUCAGCAAGAAGUCACCUGGAACGAAGCUUCCAGGAUUUCUGUUUGAUGAAUCCGAGAGUCGUACAGAGGAUGAAUUUGCCUUUUCUUUCAGCUCUAAGAGCCCUCAGCCCAAGGAGUCAGUUGGGUCUGGAGAUGCUUUCCCUUUCUCCUUCAGCUUUGGGAAAUUUUAACUCUGUUAUCGUUUUUUUUUUUUUUGAAAACAUUUAGUGUUUUAAUACUUCAUGUCAGGUUCUGACAAGCACUUGAAAGAAAUUUUACAGUUUAAUAAUAUUACAUUGCUAACGUUGCCUUAUUCGACUUUGUUCAUGAUGAGACGAGAUAUCGGGCCUGAUGUUCUGUUAAAGUGAAUGAAUGCUGAAUAUUCAGUGAUCGCAAAACACUUUCAGUUGUCCAGAGUUUCACAAAAUUUGUG